UCAUGCUUGCCUAGCCUUCGAUCUUUAUGCGGUUUGGGGAGUGUAGGAGACUUUCCCAGCUCUGUUUUAUUGUUAUUUCUAUAAAUUUUGUCCGCUAGAAAUUCCUCUCUGACCUUGAUUUCAUUUCUGUUUCUAAUCUUACACAUUUAUCACAAAACAAAAGCACUUUUUGGAAAAAAAAUCUAGAAGGAUCAGUGUGACUGCACUUGACGGAAAAAAUUAGAUAUAACAUUAGAUGUUUUUUCAAUCAUUGAGUGGUGAUCAAAAUAGAUAAUUGUUUAGUUCAAAUAAGCUCUCAGCCAAGAACAACCUGAUAAUUUGCCAAACACAAUUACAUUAGUUCCCUGAUUUUAUUGGAUUGCCAUGACAUAAUGAAAGGCUAUUUAUAGCUAGGUUUAUCAUUAAACAGUAAGGAUUGAGAAGCAUACAAGGAAGUCAAUUGUAUACAUUAAGAUGAACAGGUUAAAGGGGUUUGAGUCUACAUAAAAAAUAAUAUAUCAUUCAGGGGGUUUGUCAGUGGACUGUUAUGUGAAAAACUUCGUAAAUACUAUUAUUAUCAUAACAAGAGUGUCAAUAAUACAAAUUGUGUCGUGUAUCCACGUCUUCUGCAAACAAAAGAGACCGUCGUUUAUGCAGUCGCCAUUCGGAGUGACGUCACGAACUCGCCGUUUGACCUCGUUCGAUCACAAACGCGUUUUUUCCAACACGGCUAAGAAUUUGUCGGUUAAUAAACGCCGACAUACAUUUCUCGUCGCACUACUUUGAGCAUACAACGCUGCAGCUGUUACGUUACGCCCGCGUGGCUUCUGUUUUGCCGAAGGAGACGGGGGGCUCUACCCCUCCCCCCGCUUCCGGUGUUUGGGCGGAAGGAGCUAUGAGCUCAGGCCUCAUACUUUCAAUGGCGACCGAAAACUGGCCGAACAGAAAGCGGGAGCAAUCGCGGAGGGGUACGGAGUGUACAAGCGACAUUAAUUAAAUAAAUUAUUUAAUUCUCGAACUGUACUCAAAGUUCGCGUUCAAAACAACACACGUCUCGAGCCAUGGCCGAUGCCGCAGCCAGAAACGGGAGUAUUUCGCCCCUCGAAUCGGAGUUGUACUAUUUGAUAUCGCGCUUUCUUAGCACGGGGCCGUGUCGGAAAGCGGCCGAGGCUCUCGUGUGUGAGCUGGAAGAAAAUCAGCUCCUGCCACGCCGAUUGGAUUGGAGAGGAAACGAGCACCCACGAUCAUUUGAAGAUUUGGUUGCAGCCAACAGACAUAUCGCGCCAAAUCACCUGCUGCAGAUAUGCAAGCAAAUCGGUCCGAUUCUGGACCGGGAGGUUCCGUCCGGUGUGCAGGGAGUGCACUCCCUACUGGGAGCUGGCAAACACUCAUUACUGCGAACAUCAAAAGAUUGCGGCAACAGCAGAUGGAAAGCCUCCACAUUCGCGGCCCUCCACAGGGGGCGACCACCGGAGAGGCCUUUAAGUUGCAGGGAUGCCCCAAAUAUAGCGGAGGUGUACCGUGGCAGAGAGCUUACUGGAGCUCAGCGCUUCAACUCUAUCAACCCAGUUAGCAAUUAUCAACACAUGAGGCUGCACAGGCGGAUUCUGGGACAUCUGUCUGCUGUAUACUGUAUCGCCUUUGAUCGAACAGGUUCCAGGAUUUUUACGGGUUCCGAUGAUGCCUUGGUGAAGAUCUGGUCCUCUUUUGACGGGAGGCUUCACUCAACGCUCAGAGGACAUCACGCCGAGAUAUCAGACCUCGCCGUCAACUUUGAGAAUACUCUUAUCGCGGCCGGAAGCUGCGACAAAACCAUUCGCGUCUGGUGCCUUCGAACCUGUGCCCCGAUGGCAGUCCUUCAGGGCCACAGUGGAUCUAUUACCUCUUUACAGUUCUCUCCGUUUGUCAAGGGCUCCAAAAGGCACAUGGUUUCCACAGGAACAGAUGCAACCGUUUGUUUCUGGCAGUGGGAUGUUCAUAGCAACAGUUUUAACGACCGCCCACACAAAUUCACAGAGAGGCCGAGACCUGGCGUGCAAACGGUCUGUUCUUCUUUCAGCCCUGGUGGCAUGUUCCUUGCAACAGGAAGUACAGAUGAUGUCAUCAGGAUAUACUAUCUGGGCAGUGGUGGUCCAGAAAAACUAGCAGAGCUUGACUCGCACACUGACAAGGUGGACAGCAUUCAGUUCUGUCAUUCCGGAGAGAGGUUUGUGAGCGGCAGUCGAGAUGGCACAGCUCGUAUAUGGCGGCUACAUCAGAGACAUCAGUGGAAGAGUCUUUUAUUGCAAAUGUCUGCCACUCUUCCAGGGUCUGCACCUUUAACAGAGGAUGAAAAUUUUGUCAAACCCAAAGUCACCAUGGUGUCCUGGGACCGGCACGACAACACUGUCAUUACUGCUGUUAACAAUCAUCUCCUCAAAGUCUGGAAUUCAUACACGGGACAGUUGCUUCAUGUUUUAAAAGGUCAUGAAGCAGAGGUGUUUGUUUUGGAGCCCCACCCCUAUGAUCCGAGGAUCAUGCUGUCUGCUGGUCAUGAUGGAAAUGUCUUUAUAUGGGACCUCAUCAGAGGCACCAAAACUCUUCAUUACUUUAAUAUGAUUGAAGGUCAAGGACACGGGGCCGUGUUCGACUGCAAGUUCACUCCUGAUGGACAUCGCUUCGCGUGUACGGACUCUCACGGACAUCUGGUUAUAUUCGGCUUCGGGAGCUCAAAGCCUUAUGAAAAGCUUCCGGACCAGGUGUUCUUCCACACCGAUUACCGGCCGCUGAUCCGGGACUCGAACGGGUUUGUUCUGGAUGAGCAGACCCAGCAGGCCCCACACCUGAUGCCGCCUCCAUUCCUAGUGGAUGUCGAUGGGAACCCUCAUCCUCCCAAGUUUCAAAGACUGGUGCCUGGAAGGGAGAACAUCGCAGACGAACAUCUCGUUCCUCAACUGGGCUACGUCGCUACGAGUGAUGGUGAGGUUGUGGAGCAGGUGAUCAGUCAGCAGCGCGCCGAGAGCGAGGAACCUCGCCACCACAUUCUGGAUGACGCCAUACGUCAACUUCAAGAAAACCAGGACAGACAGCCGACAGUUCGUGCCGAGGGUGUCCCCGUCUCGGCCCGCAUUCCCGAACCCGGCACUCCCCGCAGAGUGUCUGUGAACGAACGGAUGGGUGUGCAGUCUCCACCUAAUGUGGGAUUACGUCGCAGUGGUCAAGUGGAGGGCGUUCGACAGAUGCACCAGAAUGCUCCACGCAGCCAGAUGGCCACUGAGAGAGACCUUCAGGCUUGGAGACGUAGGGUGGUCGUGCCUGAGCUUACGACAAGCAGCUACAAGGCCCAGGAGUCGUAUAGAGCCGUCAAGGGCGAGGAGGAGGUCACCCUUUACAACACAAAGAAACGGAGAGUGACCCAUGCCACUUUCAGGGAUGAUUCGGAAGAUGAGGGGCCAUGCAUCAAGCGUACGCACUCACGCAAACGUCAGAAAACCUUGGAGCGUAAAGAGAGACUGGGCGAAGAGUUCUUAGAGAUGUCUUGCGAGGAGGGGGAGGAGACGGUCUCUUCUGAGGACACUGAAAUGGAGGGAAGUGAUGUCGAUUCCUCUGAAGAUGACGACGAGUGGAGAAGCGAUAGCUCAAGCCGCUCCUCCAGUGAUUGUUCAGACUGGACGGCAGACGCAGGAAUCAGUCUGCGGCCUCCUUCAUCUCCGUCGUCCCGAAGGCGCGCUAGCCGUAGGAUCAGCAGCUCUGAGGACGAGGUUGAGGAGGAUGAAGAUCCAGUGGAGGAGGAACAGACUCUCGACGAAGACGACCAGACGUCUUCAACCCGGAAGCACAAGAAGGCCAAAAGCAAAACGCCAAAGCGCCCAAAACCAAGGCCGACCAUUAACAGAGAGGUGUCAACCGAGUUCCGUCCCUCGGCGUGGAUCACUGAUGUCAUUCCCAGAAAGUCGCCCUUUGUCCCUCAGAUGGGAGACGAGGUCAUCUAUUUUCGUCAGGGUCAUGAGGCGUACGUGGAUGCCGUCUGUAGGAGUAACCUCUACCACAUUAAUCUCGACAAACAGCCGUGGAAGAAAAUGGAGUUGAGAGACCAAGAGUUUGUGCAAAUAACAGGGAUCAAAUACGAAGUGUGCCCACCAACCUUGUGCUGUUUAAAACUUGCCCAGAUCGACCCUGGAACAGGCAAAAUAACAGACAGGUCCUUCACAGUAAAAUAUCAUGAUAUGCCAGAUGUUAUUGACUUCCUGGUGCUGCAUCAGAGUUACGAUGAGGCGCGGAACAGAGUCUGGAGACCGAACGAUCGAUUUCGCUCCGUGAUUGAUGACGCCUGGUGGUUUGGGACGAUAGUUUGUCAGGAACCGUAUCAGCCGGAGUAUCCUGACAGCCAUUUUCAGUGCUUUAAAGUCAAGUGGGAUAAUGGUGAGAUAGAAAAGCUGAGUCCUUGGGAUGUGGAAGCUAUUCCUGAAAACGCUGAACAGCCGGAGUCGGAGGGGGCAGGAGUUCCCGUGACGGUUGAAGAGAUGAUUGACAUCCUGUAUAAACCACAGGAGGGUGAAUGGGGGGACAGGGGACGAGAGGAAGAGAGCGCACGCGUGAUCGCAGGCAUCGAGCAGCUCAUCACCGUUGACAUCACCGCACCUUUCUCUGGUCCAGUCGACCUUAUUCAGUAUCCUACGUACUGCACCGUCAUCGCAUAUCCCACAGACCUGAACACCAUCAAACUGCGGUUAAAGCACAACUUCUAUAGGCGGAUGUCAGCACUGAUCUGGGACGUCAAACACAUUGAACAAAAUGCAAAGACUUUCAAUGAGCCCCGCAGCAAGAUUGCACACUCGGCAAAGAUCAUCACUAAUGCUCUCUUAAAGUUCAUCAGUAAACCUCACUGUGUGGAUGUCAUGGAGAUCUACAGUGCUGUGGAAAACAUGGAGUUCUCCGAUGAUGAGGAUCUGGAUGACAUUGAUGCGCCUGGAACCUCAUCCGGACCGAGACUUCGUCAGCCCUCGGUGGAGGUCGUGCAGGACAGGGACGCGUGGAAGGACCAGUGCAAGCGUCUGUUGGACUACAUGUUUCAGUGUGAGGACUCUGAACCUUUCCGGAAUCCUGUGGAUCGGAGUGAAUAUCCCGACUACACGGCUAUUAUUGAUACGCCGAUGGACCUCGGAACUGUUCAGAAAAAUCUUGCAGAAGACUGCUUUGAAAAUCCCACAGACGUCUGCAAGGACACCAGGCUCAUAUUUGCCAACGCUAAAGCCUACACGCCCAAUAAACGGUCGAAGAUCUAUAGCAUGACCUUGCGACUCUCAGCGUUUUUCGAGGAGAGCAUACGCAAAAUCAUUUCUGACUACAAGUCCGCUGUCAAAAGUAGCUUGAAGCUCAGACGCAGUCAGAGGUUCAGGAAGAAACUUCAGCAUCAGGAUCCAUCCAGCCAAGAAUCCACACGUCAACAGAGGGCUACUGUUAAAACUCAGGAAAUCCUGGAACCAUCUGCAACCAAAUCUACCUCAGCCAAGGUGUCCGUGUCAGAGCGCCGCAGAGUCAACGAAUCAAAGAACGGCUUCAGGCGGAGUGGCUCAUCUUCAUCUGGGUCUGAUCAACAAAGCAAACAGUCUUCGAGCGAGUCUGAUGAGGAAGAGAGGCCUUCGUCGUCCCGUCUCUUCAGGCGAGAGACGAGAGCGACGAGGAGAGCUGCACAAAAUAAAGGAGGAAAGCAGAGACAUGAGAGCCACACCAAGGUGAACGGGUUCAGCAGAAGCCAGGAGCGUCAGAGGUCCAGACCCUCUAGCGGCUCUGACCAGGAGCCAGAUUCGGACGCCUCUGAGAACGAGUCGUCUUCUUCCGUCAGUUCCCGGCCAAGGACCCGCAGGACUGCCAUGGCAGCGGUCAGUAAGAUGAAACUGAUGGAUAUCCUGGAGGAAGAUGACGCUUCAGACGAGGAAGGUCGCGGACGCAGCGUUCGGCACGUUACCCGCGCUAGCAAACGCUCUACUGUAAUUCAGAGCAGCGGUGAUUCGGAGGAAGACGACACAUCUCAGGACGAGUCAAAUGAAAGCGAAGGUUCGGCCAGCGAAGAAGAGAAAAGCGAGGCUAGCGCUAACAGCGACUCCUCCGCUCACAGCAAAGAAAGCGGAAGAGCUGGCCUUAGAUCAUGCAGACGGACAGGAACGGAGAAAAAGGAAGCUUCUUUGGUUAACGGGCAUUGCAAACGGCAAUACGAUGAAAGCGAGGACAACUCUGAUAAUGACAGUUCGGCAGAGGAGUCGGAUGAAGAGCGUACUGUCAGACAGAAGCCCACUAGGAUGACGGCGAAAGCUGCCGUCAGUAAAAUAAAAAAACUGAAUCGCAGCGAUGCAGAGGAACAUGAGAACCACCCCCGAAACCAACGUCGGAAACAUCAGUCAAGCAAGCAGGAGACCAGACGUUCAGAAGAGGAUGAAGAGCCCAUAGCUAAAAAGCACCCUCAUCACAACGGAAGAAAGAUGGAGGUGAAGGAGGAAAAGAGGAGUAAAUUAGCAUCAGAACGCCAAGAACAAGCUUCGGUCUCAAAAAUGCACGUCAUCCAGAAGAAAACCACAGUCACGGAUGCAUUAACUUCAACUACCCAGGACUCCGAGGAACUCAGUGACGUUCCAUUGAAACCUUUUGCACGUCAGAAGCGCAUUCAAUCAGAUGAAGACGUUGAAGAGAACGGACACGAUGGUGCCGAGAAAAGAUCGGUCAGGAACAGAAAGCGGGCGUCCAACACUCAUAGGAAAAGGCGUGAUGCGAGUUCAGAUGUUUCCGAUUCAGAGAAAUCUGUUGAGGACAGGAAGAGGAUUAAAUCGGAAGAUGAAGAGAAUCAAAGCGAUGAGGCCGAGGAAAUAUUGCUCCGCAAGAGAAAGCCGACGUCCAACACUCUUCAAUCAGACGAUGAAGAGAAUCUGAGUGAUGACGUUGAUGAAACCGGGUCCGUGGGCAAGCUGACAUCCGGCGUCCGGAAGAAGCAGGAUGAAAGCUCGGAUGUUUCCGGUUCAGAGAGUGAGGAGGGAAAAAAAGAGGCCACUUCAUCCGACGAGUGGCAACAGAGUGACGGAUCCGAGAAAGACAAGAAAAGGUAUCCAAGAAGAAGGCUUUGCACUAAAGCCCCUUCAAAACGCGGCUCUCUCAGAGAUAUUCCCAAGAAGAACUACAUUAUGGAGGACUCUGAUGAAGACUUCAACGCUGAGGUGGGGAUGCGGUCCAAGUGUGGAAAGAACAAGGAGCGGGCCAACUCCCGUGCAAGAAAACCAUCAGGGGACUCCAAAAGGAAGCACGGCUGCACCACCGACGAAGACAUCGACGACACCAGAAGACGGACCAGUUAUGAAAACGUGGCUUCAGAACCUCGACAAAAGCGUGCAAAAACUUCCAAGCACUUGAGGAAGGGUGUGACAGCCUCUGAAAGCAGCUCCGAAUCGCGGUGUAAUUCGGAGAGCGGUUCGUUACGCGGAAAACGAGACCGCCGGUCGGAGGAGAAGGUCCCCAGUGAAACCCAGCAUCAGGCACGCCGCGACCGCAAACGGAGUCGAAGUGAAAGCCACGAAAAGGAAAGCGGCUCUGAGAGCAAAGAAGAGUCCGAAUCAGGAACCAGCUCGGGUUCGCGGAGCACUCCGAAGAGAACUCUCCGGGGAACCGCACGCUUGAGGAAACGCCAGAGAGACGUGUCCGACGAGGAUAGCGACGUGUCGUACGCAAAGACGCGACCGGCUAGGCGCAUCCGGACCAGAAACAGAGGCAAACAGACUGUGAAUUACCAAGACAGCGAAUGAAGGACUGGGCCGCGCAAGAGACACUAACUGGAGACCUUGAAGACCCAAAAUUAAAUGGUAGUAGCACUGGAGUCCUCGGGUGUAUAUACUGUGAAUCGGUUUCAUUCAGGGAUAUUUAUAUUUUCUAUGAAAAAACGACAGAGAAACGAUUUCUAGAGAUGCGAUUCAUUCGCUGGUUCUCACCAGCGCCACUCGGUAAUUCGGCCAACAGGAAAGACUGCAUAGAGGCGCAUUGUCUGCUUUGGGUGCUAUCCUAAUUUACCUCUCCUGUUAAAUCGAGCAUCAUUUGCUGGCUUGCACUAAAGCACACUGUAUUGAGGUAUUUUAUACACUAGUUCUGCAUUUGAAACUCAGGGGUCAACUAUGUUUACGUCCGCACACACUUUACUACAAUAAAUGAUUAGUCUCUGCCCGGACACACGUUUUGUAUCGUCACUGUAUGAGAGGGACGUUGAGCCAAAAUGAACAAAAAAUUCUUCCUCGUAUCAAACUUUUUUUGGAUUCCCGUUUGGUUCCUUGUAUGUUUUUUUCCAUCUUUCCAGAGUUUUCUGAGAAUGGGUUUGUAGCAAACAGUUGUACAUUGAAACCUUUCUUUGUUUGAGCAUUACUUUCUUUUAAUAUUCCAUUGCAAUGCCAUGUACUAUAAUUUGGUACCAAUUUGCGAAGUACGGUCAAUCGAAAGAGUACUUGCGGCAAAGUACUGUGAUUUCUCAUAUUGGGAAGAUGUUUUAGUGAUCUGUUGCGUACUUUCAGUAUUAAUUUCUUGUCUGACUUAACUUAUGAACAGCAGUGAACUUUUGUACCCGGACUUUGAAUUGUGCAUCGCGGUUUAUGUAACGCAGUUGGCAUUUUUGCUUGAUGUCUUUCGUAAAAGCUUAUUCUUUAAAACAAGUUUCUCUGGGGAUGUUAGGCUUGUUGGCCACUGAAGUGGGAGAGGAAUGACUUCCUAUGAAUAAAAAUACUGUUUCAG
Messenger RNA from Triplophysa dalaica, 8715 nucleotides. RefSeq names its product bromodomain and WD repeat domain containing 1 (gene brwd1). Gene Ontology annotation, molecular function: protein binding. The record is from RefSeq and is a predicted model, not a curated record. The transcript is spliced from 42 exons. Gene Ontology annotation, biological process: regulation of cell shape; regulation of transcription by RNA polymerase II; cytoskeleton organization. The coding region runs from base 1041 to 7745 and encodes 2234 amino acids. Gene Ontology annotation, cellular component: nucleus. Lineage: Eukaryota; Metazoa; Chordata; Actinopteri; Cypriniformes; Nemacheilidae.